GCAUUUAUUUUCAGAUACAAGAAUCCAAGAGUUCUAGUUCAUUUAUUCUCAAUGGGCUAAUUUUGUCCCUACAUCACUAAGGCUUAAUUCAAAAGACUAGAGUUACAGACGCUCGAGAGGAUCCCUUGAGGCCGAUGCUCGGACAAACCCAAAGAGAAUCCUCAAUGGGUGGGUUGGAGUCUUUACCAAGGAAUCACUUAAGUAGAACAGUGACUCCCGGUUUUCUCCAUCGGCCGCCGCUCUGUUUCGUCUCUGCGACCGAAAGCCUCCAAGAGAGUCAGGCGGAGAAGAGAAUGGGUCACUCUAAUAUCUGGAACGCUCACCCAAAGAACUACGGCCCCGGUUCCCGCGCCUGCCGGGUUUGCGGGAAUCCUCAUGCAAUCAUCAGAAAGUAUGGAAUCAUGUGCUGCAGGCAGUGCUUCCGCAACAAUGCCAAGGAAAUUGGAUUCAUCAAGUAUCGCUAGAGGAUUAAUACACCAUGGAAGAUCAAGAACAAGAACAAGAACAAGAGCAUUUUGAUAUUUGAACGCUAUGGAUGCAUUACCUCUGAUGUAAUCAACGUCAUUGUCGUUU
Molecule: messenger RNA, 573 nt
Organism: Cuscuta campestris
Lineage: Eukaryota; Viridiplantae; Streptophyta; Magnoliopsida; Solanales; Convolvulaceae
Source: the annotation of a GenBank genome assembly